AUGAAAUUAUCUACUGUUGCCUCCGUUUCUUCAAUUUUUGUUGCUAGCGCCCAUGCUGCCAACUCAGAACAAGUUGCUUUCCUUACUGCGUUGGUAGAGGACUUUAAAGACCAUAAAGGCGACUACCUUAAAUUUUACCAAACCGCCAGUGACGUACCUGGAGUUUUAACUAGUUUGGUCAAACAAGUCGGAACUUACAAGGACGAUUCCUACACUACAUUAUUGGACGAUUCGGCAAUUAAUGUUGGAAGUUUGUCGAGUUUUGCCACAAACUUGCCAUGGUAUACCAGAAUUGCAUCUGAAGUCGGCAUUUCCGACGCCGAUAGCGGGUCAAAAUCUUCAAAAGCAGAAUCUUCUUCGGCUUCAAAAACUUCUUCCGAGUCGUCGUCGACUUCCGGCGGCGCAGGCAAGAUGGCGCUUCCUGUGGGUGCUAUUGUUGGAGCUGCAGCUGUAGCUUUGAUGUAA
Molecule: messenger RNA, 465 nt
Organism: Meyerozyma guilliermondii ATCC 6260
Lineage: Eukaryota; Fungi; Ascomycota; Pichiomycetes; Serinales; Debaryomycetaceae
Gene: RBR2
Product: putative lipase
Exons: 1
Coding region: 1-465 (154 amino acids)
Source: RefSeq, a predicted model, not a curated record